CUCCGAGCUUCACAUAAAGAUAGGAUCUAUCCGUUCAUCCCACCUAGAGUGUCUUCUGCCUUGUUCACAUUGUCUGCACCUGGUCAAGUUUGGCAUAAACGGUUGGGUCAUUGUGAUGCAGAUUGGGCAGGAUGCCCCGAUAGUUGCCAUUCUACUACAGGUUAUGCUAUUUUCUUGGGCGGUAAUUUGAUUUCCUGGCAGUCCAAGAAACAGCCCACAGUCUCCAAAUCCUCUACGGAGGCCGAGUAUCGGGCUGUUGCAUAUACUGUUCAGGACACACUUUUUAUUCGAUCUCUUCUUGCCGAUAUGGGCUUCUAUUUG
Cuscuta epithymum is the source of this 321-nucleotide messenger RNA. The record is from the annotation of a GenBank genome assembly. Lineage: Eukaryota; Viridiplantae; Streptophyta; Magnoliopsida; Solanales; Convolvulaceae.